AUACACUCAAGGAGACAUAUUCAAGAUGACCAAGGUUCUCCUCACAGGUGGCUCGGGCUUCAUUGCCGCCCACAUUCUAGAACAGCUCCUCUCCAAAAACCACACUGUCAUAACCACCGUCCGCACCGAAGAAAAAGCCCAAAAGAUCCGCUCCGCACACUCCUCCGCCGUCCAGUCCGGCAACCUCGUCGUCGCCAUCGUCCCCGACAUUGCCCUCCCCAACGCCUUCGACACCGUCGUCGCGGAGCACGCUUCCGGCCUGGAGGUGGUCCUGCAUACGGCCAGCCCCUUCCACUACCGCUGGACGGACGCAGAAAAGGAACUCAUCGAGCCGGCGCUCAACGGCACCCGCGGCAUCCUCGAGGCCAUCCAUCGCGAUGCCCCCUCUGUGAAGCGCGUCGUCGUAACGUCUUCCUUUGCGGCGAUUCUCUCCGAGGAGAGACUCUUUGAUCCGAACACCACGUUUACGGAAGAGUCGUGGAACCCGGAUGGCAUCGCCGACGUCGGACGGUCUCCCCCUACCGCGUACCGCGUGUCCAAGACGGCGGCCGAGCGCCUCGCGUGGGACUUUGUUGCCCAGAAGAAGCCCAACUUCGACCUCGUCACCGUAAACCCGCCAAUCGUGUUCGGCCCCGUGGCGCAUAGCCUCGCAUCCCUUGAUUCAAUCAACACCUCCAACGAGCGCAUCGUCGCUCUUCUCAGAGGCGAAUGGAAGACUCGCAUCGCCGACACGGGCCCCGUCGGUCUGUGGAUCGACGUCCGCGACGCGGCCGCGGCGCACAUCAAGGCCUUUGAGAUCCCCGAGGCUGGGGGACACCGUCUGUUUACCGUCGGCGGCAGGACGUCAAACCGCGAGGUGGCGAGGAUCGUGAGAGACAACUUCCCAGAGUAUGCGGAUCGGUUGCCUGGGCCUGAGGUUCCUGGCGGGGAGCCUGCGGAUGAGAACAAGACUUUCAAGUAUGAUAACCAAAAGACGUAUAAGUUGCUGGGGAUUGAAUGGAUUCCAAUUGAGAAGAGUGUUGUGGACACGGUCAAGUCGUUGAAGGCUUACGGGAUUUAGAUGAGUUUUGAGGGUGCC
Molecule: messenger RNA, 1078 nt
Organism: Trichoderma citrinoviride
Lineage: Eukaryota; Fungi; Ascomycota; Sordariomycetes; Hypocreales; Hypocreaceae
Product: NAD(P)-binding protein
Exons: 3
Coding region: 26-1060 (344 amino acids)
Molecular function (GO): oxidoreductase activity, acting on the CH-OH group of donors, NAD or NADP as acceptor
Source: RefSeq, a predicted model, not a curated record